AAAGGCAGCACCCGCUCUCACUAUGUCGUACAGAUAUUUUGUGGUUUUGUUUUUCUUUGGAUUGUGCUGCGGUGAUCCGCAUUAUUUAAAUGUUACAGAUUAUUUCUUAAUGCCACCGCUGUUUAACCUGGAUAACUAUGAAAAAUGCAUGGCUGGUGAAGACGGUCUAUUUUGUGUUGUUGCUGUGGACGUCAUAACACAACCUGAUAAUGACGUAACAAACAUCAUCAAAAAGUAUUCCUUAAACAAGCUAAAACAAUAUAACCACUCAAAUAUAGAACGAGGGAUUUGUGUCACGAGAAGUUGCAGAAGACAAAAUAUUCAAAAUUUAAACACGGAGGACCUACAAAUAGUACUUUCGGAAUGCCUUAAUGAAACUAUUUACAAUGAAUAUAAAGUAGAAACAAAAAUAUCAAGAAUAAAUUAUUGCCAUAAUUCUAAGCGUCGAGUUGAUGUAGAUGUUGAUAUUGGAGAUCGAAUAUUUGGAAUUGCAAUUUUAAUAAUAGUUCUGCUCAAUAUUAUUGGUACGAUGUAUGAUGCUCAGCUAGAUAGAACGAAAAAUCAAAGUAAAGGUAAUCCGUAUUUACUAUGUUUUUCACUAAUCAAAAAUUGGAACAAGUAUACCUCAAACGAGCAUAAAGAUCUUAGAUUUAAAAGUUUUCAAGGUCUACACGUAAUAAGAACUGUAUUAAUAUUCUUAAUAAUCAUGGUGCACGUCGUGUGGCUAAUGCCAUUCACUUUUGUUGACAAUCCUCGAGAUCUUGAAUUGAACUUCGAGAAGCUGUCUUACCAAAUGGUAUUCAGUGGAGGAGCUUUAAUUCAAGUCUACUUCAUGAUGUCAGGAUGUCUCCUCACGCAUGCGCUCAAAAUCGGUGCGGAGCAACACCGUAUUUCUUGGACAAUAUUCCCAUUGAUAUUAAUCUAUAGAUUAGGAAGGGUUCUGCCCGCAAUAAUGAUGAUCCUCGGUUUCACCACCACGUGGUUUCGACACCUCGGCAAUGGUCCAUUGUGGAACUACUACGUUAGCCCAGCCGUCAGCGACUGUCGGCAAUACUGGUGGUCACAUCUACUAUUCGUAAACAUCUUUCUGCCUGAUACGGAAGAUAGGGCCUGCUUAAUUCAAUCUUGGCACAUCUCGGCGGAAAUCCACUUAUUUACCAUUGGUUUGUUCAUCUAUCUGGCCACUAGGAAACGCUUUAGGCGCCUUGCAUUUACCAUCAUGUUCCUUAUUGGGUUGGUUGCACCAGCGCUACAUGUGUGGUUCAAAGAUGUUGAAGCUACUCUUGUGAUCUAUCCAGAAUUUGUUCGAAAAUUGAUGAGCGAUGAGUUCCGUAAUGUACAUUCCAUGCCUUACAACAACUUGUCAGCUUACGUCAUCGGAAUGUGUUUGGGAAUGUACAUAUAUGACGCACAACGAAAUGAUAAACAGUUUCCAAAAAGCAAGAUUUUAUCAUUGUUAGCGUGGAUGGUAAUACCAGCAACAUUCCUAUUAUUCGGUAUUUCUGGAAUGUAUUUCUAUGGAAGCAAUGAGCGAGCGCCUCUUCUGUUCAGAAUAAUAUUUGCUGCAGCGCAUAGACCCAUACUUGCCAUUUUGUACGCGUUCCUUGUACUCGGUUUAGUAUUCAAAUUUAGCAAGCUUGGAAGCAUUAUCGCGUGUUGGAGUGUUUGGCGGUUACCAAGCAGACUUAGCUACAUGGUGUAUAUAAUUCACAUCAAUAUUAUACAAUAUUUGCUCGGGACUAGGACUCAGCUGGACCACGUAUCGUUCAUAAACAUAGCAACAAAUGUCGUGGGGGUGACAGGUAUAUCAUUCUUGACAGCUCUACCAUUGUAUCUUCUAGUCGAGGCACCAUUUACAAACUUUGUUAAGGCUUUAGUGUUUGGAAAUCACAUUUAUCCGUCAAAGGACUCGAAGAAAGAGUAGAUUUAAAAUCAGUAUUUGCUUUAAAUUAUAAUUAAAAUACUUACAUUUAUGUAGCACUAAGUCGAAAUAAUAAUUCACAAUCAUAAAUUUGU
Messenger RNA from Leptidea sinapis, 2016 nucleotides. RefSeq names its product nose resistant to fluoxetine protein 6-like. Gene Ontology annotation, molecular function: acyltransferase activity, transferring groups other than amino-acyl groups. Bases 23 to 1924 code for a protein of 633 amino acids. The record is from RefSeq and is a predicted model, not a curated record. The transcript is spliced from 12 exons. Lineage: Eukaryota; Metazoa; Arthropoda; Insecta; Lepidoptera; Pieridae.